Messenger RNA from Puntigrus tetrazona (Sumatra barb), 3521 nucleotides. It is a transcript of the gene serinc5, whose product is annotated as serine incorporator 5. Gene Ontology annotation, cellular component: membrane. The record is from RefSeq and is a predicted model, not a curated record. Lineage: Eukaryota; Metazoa; Chordata; Actinopteri; Cypriniformes; Cyprinidae. The transcript has 12 exons. The coding region runs from base 156 to 1535 and encodes 459 amino acids.
CGUCACAGCCUAUUGUUAGCGGGGGCGCGCGGCGCGUGCAGGGAGAAUCACUGGAGUAACGAACGCGCGAGCCCACGGUCGCGUUAUCAGAACCUCACGAGCUCAACGGCUGAACCGGAUCGGUGUGACUAAGGAGGAUUUGCUUCGCUGCCAUCAUGUGUGCACCGUGUUGUUUGUCUCAGCUGGCCUGCUGCUGUGGAUCGGCGGCCUGCUCCCUGUGCUGCGGCUGCUGUCCCAAGAUCAAACAGUCCACCUCCACGCGCUUCAUGUACGCCCUCUUCUUCAUGUUGUUCACGGUGACCUGUGUCAUCAUGAUGUCCCCUACUGUGGAGGCGGCAAUGAGAGAACAUAUUCCUUUCUACACUGAAAUGUGUAAUAAGCUGAAUGCGGGGGAGAACUGCAGUACUCUCGUGGGCUAUUCGGCCGUGUAUAAAGUCUGUUUCGGCAUGGCCUGCUUUUUCUUCUUAUUCUCUGUGUUCACUAUUCGUGUGCGAACCAGCACAGGAUGCCGGGCAGCUGUUCACAACGGGUUUUGGUUCUUUAAGUUUGUGGCUUUGCUGGCCUGCUGCGCAGGCGGAUUUUUUCUCCCAAAUCAAGAAAAGUUUCUAGAAGUCUGGCGUUAUGUGGGGGCUGCUGGAGGUUUUCUUUUCAUCAUCAUCCAGUUGAUGCUUCUCGUUCAGUUUGCCCACAGAUGGAAUCAAAACUGGAGCUCAGGAGUCAAGUAUAAUAAAAUCUGGUAUGCAGCGCUGGCUCUGGUCACUCUGGUGCUGUUCUCUGUGGCAGUGGGAGCCUUGGUGUUUAUGAUCAUGUUCUACACGGACCCAGAGGCCUGCUUCUUCAACAAGCUCUUCCUGGGUGUCAACGGCGGCCUGUGCUUCAUCGUGUCUCUGCUGGCUAUCUCGCCCUGCAUUCAGACCUUCCAGCCCACCUCAGGUCUGCUUCAGUCCGCGGUCAUCUCCGUCUACGUCAUGUACCUCACCUUCUCGGCACUCGCCAGCAAGCCCGUUGAAAUGGUGGAGCGAAACGGGAAAAAUGUCACCGUCUGCGUCUUUCCUUACAAAUCAGGACUGCAGAGCGACAAGAACAUAGUGACGGGCGUUGGAACGGUCAUACUGUUUGGCUGUAUACUCUAUUCUUGUUUGAUCUCUACCACCAAGAGGAGCUCAACGGCUUUGCAGGUGUACAGGAACGAUAUGCCUGAAAACGAGAGAGCACGCUGCUGCUUCUGCUGUGUAGACGAUACGGAGGACUAUGAUGAUGAGAAGAUUGCUGGAGGGCAGAAUGUGAAAUAUGAUGAGAGAGACGGCACAAUCUACAGCUACUGCUAUUUCCAUUUUGUUUUCUUUCUCGGCUCUCUCUACGUCAUGAUGACUGUAACAAACUGGUUUAAUUAUGAGAACGCAAAGAUCGAGAGGCUGCUGGAGGGGAGCUGGUCAGUGUUCUGGAUCAAGAUGGCAUCCUGCUGGGUCUGUUUAUUCCUGUACAUGUGGACCCUGGUGGUCCCUAUGCUCUUCCCAAAGAGAUUCCAAGCCUAGAAACCCUUCACACAGGAUCCAGUAUCACCACUGUCCACUUCAAACUACUGCGUGUGUGUGUGUGUGUGUGAUUGUGUGAAAGAGUGCUUUUGUUUGUUUUAAUAGUUUUAGUAUAGUAAUGGCUUUUGAUUUCUCAGAAGCCGAUUAUGUCUUUAAAUAAGUUUUCAUGGAAAUCUGUUAGAGAAAUCACGCUACGGCUACUCCCAUGCUGAUGUAGGGCUCUUGUUUUCCUCAUAACAUGAAGGUAUAAAGAUGAAGCAUUGCUCAGGCUCACAAAUCACCUGUAAGUGUCUUGCUUGUUACGCUUUUAUUUUAUUUGGUAGCUGAAGAAUUCUAUGCAACUCAACAAACCAUCUGUGAUUUUUUUUUUUUUUUUUUUUUUCAUUCGUUCGUUUCUUCUCGAAAGGUCUUCAAGCGUGUUUUGUAGUAGUAUUUCACUUUAAGGGUGUUUCACUAAGGCAACAAGACUUCCUAUUUGAGUAAAUGUACAUAUUUAUUUAAUUGAUCUCUUUUUUCUUUAGUUAGGAGAGCGCUGCCUUGCAAAACCACAACACUACACCACCAGUUGCACUCAUGGAAACAUGAUCAAAACCAGCUAAGAAACGACUGUGCAAAAUUAUCCCUUGUACAUAUAUGUGAAUAAAUGUACUCACAUGAGAUGUCACGUUACUGCAUUUAUUGAAGCACCCUAAUAAUUCCUUAUGAAACAACACCAAAACAAUAUUUCCAAAUAUGUCCGCAACAUUCCUUCGCGAGUUUCCUGUCUUUCGGCUCCAUCAAAAAAUCUCAGGUAGUGAUUAAUUCCACGUGCUGUUUCCUGUGAAUCACCGUUUUAAGGAAAGCAUGCGACUGCCAUUCCCAGUAAAUGUUUUUAUGAUGAUUUGGACCGGACGGGCAAAGCCAAGGCCACACCGUUAUGCCCCAAAACCCCAAACUGCCACACAAAUUGUUACAUGGCCAACAGCAACACUGAAGCUAUAGAUUUUUCUUAUUUUUUUCGAUUUUCGUUACAAUUUAAAUGGUGCUUUAGAACAUGGAUGUCCUAUAAUAUUUUAUUCCAGCUCAUGCACUAGACUUGCAAGCAUGUCAUUUGUCAAAAAAUGAGUUUGUACGAUCUUUUAUACUUAAAACGCAUUGUUACAGCUAUUCUAUUUAAUCUUGAAGAGGUUUUUGUUGCUAUAAGUGCAUGUUUGUGUUUCUUGUUUGUGGUAUUCAGUUUAAGUUUACAGGAGAUGCACGUAUUAGACUUAAUGCAGCGCUUCUGAUGCUCCCUGGUAAAAAAAAAAAAUAAUAAUAAUAAAGUGUUGUCGAUGAAGGAAAUAUCUAGAACUGGAAUUAUUUGACAUUUUAUGGUUAUUCCUGUGUAGCAGUUGUAGCUGUCCCACUUGCUUUGACAAACCAAAAUCUCUAGAUUAGAGCCGGCAUGUGUUUAUAUUCCUGUGAUGAUGUUUUUGGCCUUUAUAUAAAUCAGAAUUAGCAAAUAGGUAACGAUUGCCUUAAACUCUACCUGCUACAACUGCAUUAAGCUGUAAGCAUACUGUUCAUGAAAAAUCGAAUGCUUAGUAUUUGGUUUAAAAUGUUUGUCUGGAUUAAACAUUGUUUUUCUUUAUUUACAAAUAUGCUAAACAUAAGUGACAUUUGAUUGCAAUAUGUGCUUUAUGUAAAUAGCCCAUUGUAAAGAUGACCACUAGAUGUACUCAUAAUAUUGCAAAAAAUGUAAUCUCGCGCUUUGUGCUGUUUUCACUAAUUUUGCAUGAAGACAUUAUAAUCCAAAAAUAUGUACAGCAAGUUUACAAACAACUCUUGUCCUCAUUUAUAUGCAUAGAUUUGUUUUUUCUUUCUUUAUUGUUAUUUACUUUUUCCUAUCAUUUCAGUACGUUCCAUGAAAGGAAGUCAUACGUGUUUAACUGCUGCAGGAUCAACAUUCUUUUUAGUGUUUUUAUUGAUAUUUCCAGUUCUUUCAAUAAAAAAAGCAAAUGAAUAAAA